AUGGCUUUACAUCUUUGGCCAACAGUUGAAACAUCAAAAGUUAAUUCAUUAUGGUUUCGACCAUUACAAUCUGUACGAGAAGAAAUGAGUUUAACUAAAUUAGAAGAAAUACUUGAACAAUCACGACGAAAUUAUAUUGAAAGAGGUACAAAUUUACCAUUUCAUGGAAAAGCUGAAAUGGAUAAUACAGAUGAUGAUGAAGAUGCAGAUGAAGCUGAAGAAGAGAGUGAAGGAGGUGAACCCGAAGAUGAAAUGGAUGCACAACAAGGUUCGAGUUCACCAGGAACAGCCGUUGGUGUUCCUCCAGCACCACUUGAUGUUUAA
Molecule: messenger RNA, 324 nt
Organism: Adineta steineri
Lineage: Eukaryota; Metazoa; Rotifera; Eurotatoria; Adinetida; Adinetidae
Source: the annotation of a GenBank genome assembly